Salvelinus fontinalis (brook trout) is the source of this 9059-nucleotide messenger RNA. Its product is annotated as DISP complex protein LRCH3-like. The transcript is spliced from 5 exons. The record is from RefSeq and is a predicted model, not a curated record. The coding region runs from base 2075 to 2581 and encodes 168 amino acids. Gene Ontology annotation, molecular function: protein binding. NCBI's taxonomy places the organism in Eukaryota, Metazoa, Chordata, Actinopteri, Salmoniformes, Salmonidae.
CUUUUGGCUUUACUCUCUUGUCUCUCUCCUUUUAUAUUUUUGUCCCCCCCACCCCAGUCUCUUUCCGGGUCUGGGAUGUCCAUAGAUAUCGUCCCCACGUGUCUACUGCAGGUACUGCGAACUUGCACGUCUUCUUUUCAACCUCCCUUCGCCGUCUCUUUCUCUUUAUUUCCUUAUACUUUGGGUGUUAAAGCAUGUUGCUAAACACUGGCCCAGGGCCAGUUAGGUGAUUGUUAGGGUUUGGCUAGCGCAUGUGUGGUGCGCUCUCCCUUGCAAAAUGGCUGCCGUGGCAUCACCCAGGUGUGAGCUGAGGUGUUUCCCCUGUACAAUGUAAAGCACUUUGAGCAUAGGUGUAUUUAAUCCAAUCCAUUAGAGAUCGACCGAUUAUUGGAGGACCAAAAAAAUCCGAUACCGAUUAAUCGGACGAUUUUUAUAUAUAUAUAUUUGUAAUAAUGACAAUUAGAACAAUACUGAAUGAACACUUUUAUUUUAACUUAAUAUAAUACAUAAAUAAAAUCUAUUUAGUCUCAAAUAAUGAAACAUGUUCAAUUUGGUUUAAAUAAUGCAAAAACAAGGUGUUGGAGAAGAAAGUAAAAGUGCAAUAUGUGCCAAGUAAAAAAGCUAAAGUUUAAGUUCCUUCCUUUUAAGUUCCUUGCUCAGAACAUGAGAACAUAUGAAAGCUUAAGAAGUUUUAGGUUGUAGUAAUUAUAGGGCAAUUUCUCUCUACCAUUUGUAUUUCAUAUACCUUUGACUAUUGGAUGUUAUAAUAGGUACUUUAGUAUUGCCAGCCUAAUCUCGGGAGUUGAUAGGCUUGAAGUCAUAAACAGCACAAUGCUUGAAACACAGUGAAGAGUUGCUGGCAAACGCAGGAAAGUGCUGUUUGAAUGAAUGCUUACGAACCUGCUGCUGCCUACCACCGCUCAGUCAGACUUCUCUAUCAAAUAUCAAAUCAUAGACUUAAUAUAAUAAACACAGAAAUACGAGCCUUUGGUCAUUAAUAUGGCAAAAUCCGGAAACUAUCAUUUUGAAAACAAAAUGUUUAUUCUUUCAGUGAAAUACGGAACCGUUCCAUAUUUUAUCUAACGGGUGGCAUCCCUAAGUCUAAAUAAUGCUGUUACAUUGCAUAACUAUGUAAAUUACUGGGAAAUUAAUUACAGUCUUUGUUAGGAAGAAAUGGUCUUUCACACAGUUCGCAACGAGCCAGGCGGCCCAAACUGCUGCAUAUACCCUGACUCUGCUUGCACAGAAAGCAAGAGAAGUGACACAAUUUCCUUCGUUAAAAUACAUUCAUGUUAGCAGUCAAUAUUCACUAAAUAUGCAGGUUUAAAAAAAUAUAUACUUGUGUAAUGAAUAUAAGAAAGGCAUUGAUGUUUAUGGUUAGGUACACAUUGGUGCAACAACAGUGCUUUCUUUCGCUAAUGCGCUUGUUAAAUCAUCACCCGUUUGGUGAAGUAGGCUGGGAUUUGAUGAUAAAUUAACAUACACCGCAUUGAUUAUAUGCAACGCAGGACAAGCUAGUAAUAUCAUCAACCAUGUGUAGUUAACUAGUGAUUAUGUUAAGAUUGAUUGAUGUUUUUUAUAAGAUAAGUUCAAUGCUAGCUAGCAACUUACCUAGGCUCCUUUCUGCACUCGCGUAACAAGUGGUCAGCCUGCCACACAGUCUCCUCGUGGAGUGCGAUGUAAUCGGCCAUAACUGGCGUCCAAAAAUGCCGAUUACCGAUUUGCUCUGAAAACUUGAAAUUGGCCCUAAUUAAUCGGUCGACCUCUCUAAGGGGCACUCUACCUACCUGCAGCCAGAGAGCCUGCUUCAUGGCUCUAUGCCCAUAGUCCACCCUCUCUUAUGUAACAGUUGCCCAUCUUUGUUGUAGAGCUAAAAGAUAGGUCUGUAAACACCAAACAGUCGAGUGAUGUUUACAGGCCUUUACCUGUUGCCCUGCCCUCCUGCCUGGGGCCCGCCCAGCGGCCAGACAGCUUCCUGUUUCGCCUCAGCCAGAAGGAAGAGCAGAGGAGAGGUGAUGGUGCCGCCCCCAGGCCGGAGCCUGAAGAGGUGACCCCUACCCAGCCUCAAGGCCCCAUGGGAGAGGAGGCUGCUCUGGUGGAGCAACUGCGGAAGAACAUAGAGUCACGUCUGAAAGUGUCCUUGCCCAGCGACCUGGGAGCAGCACUGACCGACGGGGUCGUCCUCUGCCAUCUGGCAAAUCAUGUGCGGCCACGAUCCGUACCCAGCAUCCAUGUGCCCUCCCCUGCUGUGCCCAAACUGACGAUGGCCAAGUGUCGGCGGAACGUGGAGAACUUUCUGGAGGCGUGUCGCAGGAUCGGGGUUCCACAGACCCAGCUGUGCCUGCCCCUCCACAUCCUGGAGGAGAGACGGCUCCCCCUGGUGGCCGGGACGGUACGUGCACUCCUGGAGCUGGCCCCGCCCAAAUACACAACCUCCCCUGCCACCACCACUAGCCAUGUAGGGCAGCAGAGUUCCACACUCAAUCAUGGAUGGACAGAUACAGGACCCACCCUCUCGCUCUCCGAAUGUACGUUAUAUGGCUUUCCCACUCGACCACCAACCAUUUCCCCUCAACCCUAGACCCCCUCCCCCUCAACCAUACAGGGUCACCCAGCCUUCCCAGACAGGUCUUCCCCAAUGAAGAGAGAAGAGGGAGCACGAGUACGUCAAAGAAAGGGAUGACUGUCUCUUCCUCUGUGUCCUCACACAGACUGCUUACGACUUGCAGCCUCUAAAGACUGACGAACAGAUGGACAACCGAGAUUGUCGCAGACAAACAGUCAGUUGGACGGCGAGUAAGAGUGGUUAUUUAUUUUCCAUUGUUAGUCAUUUGACUUCUCUCUCCAUCCUCCUCUUAUCUAUGUUCAGUAGGGGUUGUUUUAUUUUCUAUUAUUAUUUCAUCUUAUUUUUCAUAUUCCUUUUACUUUCACAUGUUAGAUCCUUGCAUGUCAGAAGGGUUGGGUGGGUGUAUGGGGAAGGGUUAGGAGACUAGGAAGUUGUCGGUUGCAUAAGUAACCUUUUAAGGUCAUGUGCUACAAAGAGCAACAAUAACGGUGGUGGUCUGUCGUCAUGGGAACAUUGAUGCUGCCAACACUUAAAAUGGCUGUUAUUAAAUGAACCCGUCUUUUUUUGUUUUGUUAUUGUGGUCAAAUCACGAGCUGGCUGAAUCAAAAACCGAUGCUGGAUUAGAGAGAGAGAGGGCGCUCCGGGAAUCUACGCUUUAUACUUUCUCAAUGUGUACAAAACAUUACGAACACAUUCCUAAUAUUUAGUUGCACCCCCAGAACAGCCUCAAUUCGUCAGGGCCUAGACUCUACAAGGUGUCGAAAGCAUUCUAUAGGGAUGCUGGCCCAUGAUGACUCCAAUGCUUCCCACAGUUGUCAAGUUGGCUGGAUGUCCUUUGGGUGGUGAACCAUUCUUGAUACACACUGGAAACUGUAGAGUGUAAAAAAAACAGCAGAGUUGCAGUUCUUGACACAAACCGGUGAGCCUGGCAUCUACUACCAUUCCCCGUUCAAAGGCACUUAAAUAUCUUCUUGCCCAUUCACCCUCUGAAUGGCACACAUACACAAUCCAUGUCUCAAUUGUCUCAAGUCUAAAAACUCCUUCUUUAACCUGUCUCCUCCCCCUUCAUCUACACUGAUUUGAAGUGGAUUUAAUAAAGGAUCAGCUUUCACCUGGUCAGUCGGUCAUGGAAAAGGAGGUUUUCUUAAUGUUUUGUACCCUCAGGGUCAUUUUACAGAAGUGGUGCAAACUGGGACAAAAGAAAAAUCGCAUUUGUAUCCUAUUUUUCCCCAACUUUCAGCACACGUCUUCCAACAUAUUUCAGGUAGACAUAUAUACUACUCACACACUUUGUUUGUAUUGCAUAUUUGAAAUAUUUAUCUGAAUUUACCUUACCCCCCCCCAAAAAAAGUGUUAUUACAAAACACAGUGAAAAAGUUGCAAUAAAGGAAGAAUCAUGCACAAUAGUGAUUAUUUUGAUUAACCUUCCAUUAUAGAUUCAUUGGAGAAAUAAUUUGCAAACCAAAUUGACAAAAUAACAGGCGUUUCGGUGGCAAGGGUGUCAAUCAUAGACAUAAAUGGAGGACUCCGAUAGAUCUAACUCGUUUCAGUAUAGACAUUACCAUUGAGGGAUUCCACUAUUUAAAAGUAGUCAACUGUGUGGGGAUUCCUAUGGGUUUGGAAGUGAUCAGCCAAUGAUCAGAGAGCAUCGGCUUCUUCAAAUUGGGUUGCCUAUUGUUUGUAAACCAAAGAGUAAGGUAAUAUCCAGAAGCCAAGACCAAGAUUUCUACCAGGACUUUGUUGGUCCCAAGAUCCAGACCCAGUGAGUUGAGGCCAUGACAAGUUAAAGACCGAAUGUGGUCUUGGGGGGGGGACUCAGUCAGGCUUUCAAUUUACUCCUGAACGCUGUAGUAGUAUAAUGCACAAGGUGCAAUUUUGAAAGUGGGUACAUGGUGGUCCUCUGUAGCUCAGUUGGUAGAUCAUGGCGCAUGCAACUUUAAAAUGAAAAUGGCCUCAAUGGCACUGCCCGUGCUGUCACAGAUGCCAUAAUGGCAAAGAUACAACGAUGAAACCUCUGUAUAUCUCCAUGGUGUCAAUUGUUUCGGUUGUGACUUUUUCAAUUUGACUUAUUUUGAACAUCAAAUGAGGUUGGUGGCACCUUAAUUUGGGAGGACGGGCUUGUUGCAAUGGCUGGAGCGGAAUGUAUGGAAUGGUAUCAAACACAUGGUUUGUUGCCAUUCCAUUUGCGCUAUUCCAGCCAUUUAUGAGCCGUCCUCCCCUCAGCAGCCUCCACUGGCUAACAUAUUGCUAGCCAUCUUUAAUUUCCACAUCUUCUUACGUUACAGCCUUAUUCUAAAACAUACAAUAUUUUUUUCACCUCAUCAAUCUACACACAAUCCCCCAUAUUAACAACGCGGAAGCAUUUUUUUUUUGUUUUAAAAUGUAUCUAAAAAAAAAUGUUUUAAUGAAAUAUCUUAUUUACGUAACUAUUCAGAUCUUUUGCUAUGAGACUCGAAAUUGAGCUCAGGUGCAUCCUGUUUCCAUUGAUCAUCCUUGAGCUGUUACUACAACUUGAUUGGGCAUGAUUUGCAGAGGCACACACCUGUCUAUAUAAGCUCCAACAGUUGACAGUGCAUGUUAGAGCAAAAACCAAGCCAUGAGGUCGAAGAAAUUGUCCGUAGGGGAAGGGUACCAAAAAAUGUCUGCAGCAUUGAAGGUCCCGAAAACACAGUGGCCUCCAUUAUUCUUACGUUUGGAACCACCAAGUCUCUUCCUAGAGCUAGGAGGUGACCAAGAACCCAAUGAUCAUUCUGACAGAGCUCCCGAGUUCCUCUGUGGAGAUGGGAGGACCUUCCAGAAGGACAACCAUCUCUGCAGCACUCCACCAAUCAGGCCUUUAUGGUAGAGUGGCCAGACGGAAGCCACUCCUCAGUAAAAUGCACUUGACAGCCCGCUUUGAGUUUGCCCAAAGGCACCCAAAGGACUCUCAGACCAUCAGAAACAAGAUUCUCUGCUCUGAUGAAACCAACUCUUUGGCCUGAAUACUAAGUGUCAUGUCUGGAGGAAACCUGGCACCAUCACUAAGGUGAAAGAUGGUGGUGGUGGCAGCAUCAUGCUGUGGGGACAUUUUUCAGUGGCAGGGACUGGGAGACUAAUCAGGAUCGAGGGAAAGAUGAACAGAGCAAAGUACAGAGAUCCUUGAUGGAAACCUGCUCCAGAACACUCAGGACCUCAGACUGGGGUGAAGGUUGACCUACCAACAAGACAAUGACCCUAAGCGCACAGCCAAGACAACGCAGGACUGGCUUCAGGACACGUCUCUGAAUGUCCUUGAGGGGCCCAGCCAGAGCCUGGAAUCUCUGGAGAGACUUGAAAAUAGUUGUGCAGCGACGCUCUCCAUCCAACCUGACAGAGCUUGCGAGGAUCUGCAGAGAAGAAUGGGAAGAAACUCCCCAAAUAUAAGUGUGCUAGGCUUGUAGAGUCAAGGCUGUAAUCGCUGCAAAAGGUGCUUCAACAAAGUACGAACUAAAGGGCCUGAAGACUUAGGUAAAUGUGAUAUUUCCAUUUUUUUUUUUAUACAUGUGCAAAACUGUUUAAAAAAAAUGUUUUUGCUUCGUCAUUAUAGGGUAUUGUGUGUAGAUUGAUGAGUGGGAAAAAGUCAUGGGGUCUGAAUACUUUCUGAAUGCACUGUAUGUACAUCCCAAAAGCGUACUUUACACAUUUCUUGAUAUAUGAGAUGUUUGGUACUGACACUAUUUAAAAAUAGAUGAAGAUUUACCAACUUGCUCAAAAAUGUUAUCGGAAAUGUUUGCAGAUAGACUACUCACCAUGUGGUCAUGCUGGAGAGGGGUGCAAUCCCAACACCUGGUGAUAUUUGUAGGAGUUGCUUAAGGCACAGUCUUUUAUUGUGUGUGUUCAGUUAGUGAUGUCAAAAUGUGGGACAGCAUUCUUUUUUUGGAAAAAUGUUUAAAAAUAAACAACUGCUUAUUAGAUCAGUAUCUUUAUAAUAUAACACCUCUCAAAAGAAAUGUGUAUAAACAAUUACUUUGUACUAUAUUAAUUUAACAAUAUAUUUGGUAUUGCCUUAGAACAUAUUGUGAUGUAUAUAGAUGUCCUAAGUUUGGAGACUUAGCUUUUUAUUUUUUUUAUAUAUAUAUUUUUAUUUUUUUCGGGGUGGGAUUGCAAUUUGCACCGCUUCUGUAGAAUCACCCAUGUAUAAAGCUGUAAUUCAUGUGUUUUUCCACAAGGAGUUGCGUUCUCGUGUAGCUACAUGGAUUGGACGAUGUCCCUAAGCGCUGGGCCAAGGAAGUAAAAUAAAGAGUACUAUAAGAAAAGAAAACAGGCCUCUUAAAAGGUUAGUGUUACGAGUGGGAUUGGUUCAAGCUGAUCCUAGACCAGCGUUUACAGUUAACUUCUUCCUUGAGCACAGCUCAGUCAAGUCUCUAAUCAAGGGUGUAUGUAUGGGCAGGUUGACUGUAUGGGCAGGUUGACUGACAGCAUGACAUCAAGGCCUGCAACUUUGCAUUAGUAUCUGUGUUUUUAUCUUGCAGUAACGGUUAUUUCUUAUUGUAGUCCACUCUACUGAUGAGCUGUUGGGGCCGGCCAGGUUCUGGGGCUAAGGCACUGGGGAUAAACAUACACUACCUUUUUGAUUUUCUACAAACAAACGUUUAUUUUUUUCUUGUAUUUUUUACAAACCACCUCAUCACCUUCACAUGUGAGUUCAACAUGGUGUGUUGAGACCGUAGACAAGUAGUAGUGAAUAUGACAGUGUCUCCCUCAUGCACAGAACUAAUCUUUUUAUCACUACAUGUAGCCAAGUUUGUAUGACAUUCAAAUGGAUCUACAGAUUUAACUAUUGACAUUGUUCAAGACACCAAUUUUUGUCAUGAUCAAGUUGUUUUUGGUGAAUUGUUCAACCACAUCUUAUAGACACAAAUGUGGCUCUUGCUACACACACAGGUGUGCAUAUUGCUAAUUUGGUCUGGCAGCGGUUACAGUAAUCUGCCAGACCGGAACAGUAUUUAUUUGUCACUAACGCUGUCCUUAGUGAACCCCAUUGACAAGGUCGUGUUCAUUAGGCACCAAACAGAAGAAAACACACUGAAACAGGGAUUAUCUGUACUUGUCCAAUAAGAAACAUUGCAGUUCAGUUGCAUGCCCUAAUGAACAUGGCCCAGCUCUACUUAGAGCAGUGUUACCCACAGAAAGUCAGGUUAACGGACUGACUCUUAGUUCUAAUGAGGCAGACACAACCUCUUGUUCCCAGGGAGGGGGAUGAGGGAGUGCUAGCCUUAGAGCUGACAAUAAUACUCUGGUGAAGACUGACCCAAGGACCACUGAUUGAUGGGGUCGGGGAUCUUGCAGGCAGAUUCCCAGCCUCCCUUUCCAGAACUCUUAUCUAAAAGAAAGUUAAAAUAGUAAAAACAUACCUCUGAUAUAUAUUUUUCCUUUCAGAAGCUACGUAGGCUGCCUAGUUUGAUGCACAUCCCUACAGUAAAAGCUACGUAGGCUGCCUACUUAAAUGCACAUCCCUACAGUAAAAGCUACGUAGGAUGCCUACAUAGAUGCACAUCCCUACAGUAAAAGCUACGUAGGCUACCUACUUAGAUGCACAUCCCUACAGUAAAAGCUACGUAGGCUGCCUAGUUUGAUGCACAUCCCUACAGUAAAAGCUACGUAGGAUGCCUACAUAGAUGCACAUCCCUACAGUAAAAGCUACGUAGGCUGCCUACAUAGAUGCACAUCCCUACAGUAAAAGCUACGUAGGCUGCCUACUUAAAUGCACAUCCCUACAGUAAAAGCGAUGUAGACUGGGAAUCUGCAUACAUAGAUGCACAUCCCUACAGUAAAAGUGAUGUAGACUGGGAAUCUGCCUACAUAGAUGCACAUCCCUACAGUAAAAGUGAUGUAGACUGGGAAUCUGCCUACAUAGAUGCACAUCCCUACAGUAAAAGUGAUGUAGACUGGGAAUCUGCCUACAUAGAUGCACAUCCCUACAGUAAAAGCUACGUAGUCUGCCUACAUAGAUGCACAUCCCUACAGUAAAAGCUACGUAGGCUGCCUACAUAGAUGCACAAACCCUACAGUAAAAGCGAUGUAGACUGGGAAUCAGCCUACGUAGCUUCUGAAGUGAAAAAAUAUAUUAGAGGUAUGUUUUUGCCAUUUUAACUUUGUUUUGAUAAGACUCAGAGUUCUGAAAAGGGAAGUUAAAGGUGAUUUUAAAUAUAUUAUAAAUGUUUUGUUUAGAUAUUUUCACCCCUCUUAACUUAUGUCGACUGACUGGGGGUUUCUCCAGCAGAAAUCAUGUGCCCCUACUGCUGGGUCUGGACCCUGUGACAUUUGUCCAGUAAAAUAGAUACAUUCCAUAUGUUUACAAGUAGGUACCAGAUAAAGAGAGGACCUUCUUUCAUGACCGCAACAUGGUCUUUUUUACUUUUUACACUGUUUGCUGAGAAAUUGUCCCUGAAAACAUGUACAAAAUUGAAUUAUUAUUUUCUGGAAUUAAUAUUUGGAAUUCUUUAAAGUGCAUUAAUAAAAGUUACCCAUUUCA